Messenger RNA from Manihot esculenta (cassava), 3852 nucleotides. Its product is annotated as leucine-rich repeat receptor-like tyrosine-protein kinase PXC3. Gene Ontology annotation, biological process: protein phosphorylation. The record is from RefSeq and is a predicted model, not a curated record. Bases 807 to 3473 code for a protein of 888 amino acids. Lineage: Eukaryota; Viridiplantae; Streptophyta; Magnoliopsida; Malpighiales; Euphorbiaceae. Gene Ontology annotation, molecular function: ATP binding; receptor serine/threonine kinase binding; protein kinase activity. The transcript has 2 exons.
AAAGCAGCGUAGUGUCUGUCUGCGUCCUUGGGAGUAUCAAGAACCCCAUGAUAGUUGCAGUCUUUACUCUUCAGUAGAGGAGAGAUUUUAUGCAGCCUUCAUUCACUCAUCACUGCUCUUUUCUCGUGAAAAUAUUGGCCUUACGUGUAAGAGAAGAACAAUUCCUCUUUUCUACCCUCACUUUCUCUCUAAAACCACCUGUAUUCAUUUCCAUCUUCUCUCUUUUCUUGCUUCUUUAAUCUGUACUUUCUUUCCAUUAGCAUAAGCUCUGUCUCCGGAGUCUUUUUCUUCUUGUUUUGUUUGGCUCUGUUUGAUAAAUUAAGAUGGCUGCAUUUACAUCCCAUGUUCUAUAAUGCAGGCCUCUUGUUAUGAUUCUUUUUGUUUUCUUCUUCUUGUUUUGGCUCUCUUUUCUCUUCCUUUGAUGUGGGUCUUUGGUUUUUUUUAUCGCAUUUCUUUGAUUCCCGCAUUUUAAUCAGCUCCUCAAUUUGAGGGAAUUUUUUCUUUUUUUGUUUUCUUUUGCUUUACAUUGCUUUGAUUCCACUUAAUCUCAAAUGGGUUUCCCAUGUUGAACGGUGCUUUGGGGUUCGCAUUUUUGGGCUUUUUCUUGGUGAAACUGAAAUCUCCUUGGUUGCUUUUUGAUCUUAAGUUUCGAUUCUUCAGUGAAAUGGGGGUAUUUUAAACUGUGAUUCUUUGAUCUAAAGAGAAAAAUAUCUUUGCGGAAGGAGUGAGAUUUUGUACAUAGUGAUGUUCUUCAGCUGGGGUGUGAAGAAAAUUUGAGUUCUUGCAUUAGAUAGAAGGACCCAAUAAUGGCAUUUUUAUGCUUGUUUUAUCUUUUGCUAGUUGGGUUUCUAUCAAAAUUUCAGACAGUGGCUGCGCAGGUCACUGAUCAGGAUACCAUGUUAGCCAUUAAUAAAGAGCUUGAAGUUCCUGGGUGGGGUGACAACGGCACAAAUUUCUGCAACUGGCGGGGCAUUGGUUGCAACUUGAAUCAUUCUUUGGUUGAAGGGAUAGCUCUUUCAAGGCUUGGCCUUCGAGGUAAUGUGACUUUGAUAUCUGAGCUCAAAGCUUUGAAGCAGCUUGAUCUUUCUGGCAAUAACUUUCAUGGUCCAAUUCCUUUGGCUUUUGGCAAUUUGUCUCAGCUUGAAUUUCUUGAUUUGUCUUUGAAUAAGUUUGAGGGUUUGAUUCCCAGGGAGUUGGGUGGGCUUAGAAGCCUUAAAUCACUGAACCUUUCCAAUAACUUGCUCGUAGGAGAGAUACCUAAUGAGCUUCAGGGUCUGGACAUGUUAGAAGAAUUUCAAAUUUCUAGUAAUAGCUUCAAUGGUUCAAUUCCAUCUUGGGUGGGUAAUUUAACAAGCUUGAGAGUUUUCACUGCCUAUGAGAAUGAAUUGGGUGGUGAAAUUCCUGAUAAUCUAGGUUCUGUUUCUGAGUUGAAGUUGUUGAACCUUCAUUCCAACCAGCUUACAGGGCAAAUUCCUAGCAACAUUUUUGCUAUGGGAAAGUUGGAAGUUCUAGUUCUUACACAGAAUAGAUUGAGUGGGAGAAUUCCUGAGUUAGUUGGAAACUGCAAAGGCCUUUCGAAUAUCCGAAUUGGGAACAAUGAUCUUGAAGGAGUUAUUCCAAAGGCAAUUGGGAAUAUUAGUAGCCUCACAUAUUUUGAAGCAGAUGAUAAUCAUUUAUCUGGUGAUAUUAUCUCUGAGUUUGCUCAGUGCUCUAAUCUCACCCUUCUGAAUCUGGCCUCAAAUGGAUUUAGUGGAGUUAUUCCUCCUCAGCUUGGACAGCUUGUAAAUUUGCAGGAAUUGAUUCUUUCAGGUAACAGUUUGUUUGGAGAUAUCCCAGAACCAAUUCUUGGAUGCAGGAGUCUUAAUAAGCUUGAUCUUAGCAAUAAUAGAUUAAAUGGGACUAUACCAAAUGACAUUUGCAACAUGUCUAGAUUGCAGUUCUUGCUUUUGGGUCAGAAUUCAAUAAAAGGUGAGAUACCCCGUGAGAUUGGAAACUGCAUGAAACUGCUGGAAUUGCAAAUGGGCAGUAACUAUUUGAGUGGAAGUAUCCCUUCAGAGAUUGGUCGAAUCCGGAACUUACAGAUAGCCUUGAAUUUCAGCUAUAAUCAUCUCCAUGGUUCACUGCCUCCUGAAUUAGGGAAACUUGACAAGUUGGUUUCUUUGGAUGUCUCCAAUAAUCAGCUUUCUGGUACUAUUCCACAAUCAUUCAAAGGCAUGCUGAGCUUAAUAGAGGUUAAUUUCUCAAAUAAUCUGCUCAGUGGCCCAAUACCUGCUUUUGUACUAUUCCAAAAGAGUCCAAAUUCAAGUUUUUGGGGAAACAAGGGGCUCUGUGGAGAACCAUUGAGCUUCUCAUGUGGAAAUUCUGAUGCUUCUGGUCAUGAGUAUUACCAUCACAAGGUUUCUUACAGAAUCAUAUUAGCUGUUAUUGGUUCUGGUUUGGCAGUAUUUGUUUCAGUAACUGUAGUCGUCCUCCUGUUUAUGAUGAGGGAGAGACAGGAAAAAGCUGCCAAAAGUGCUGGGGUUGCUGAUGAUGUAGCCAAUGACAUGCCCGCUAUAAUAGCAGGUCAUGUUUUUGUUGAAAAUCUCAGACAAUCAAUAGAUUUUGAUGCCAUUGUUAAAGCAACCCUAAAGGAUUCAAACAAACUCAUGAAUGGAACUUUCAGUGCAGUUUACAAAGCAGUCAUGCCUUCUGGGAUGAUAUUAUCAGUAAGGAAACUGAAAUCGAUGGACAGAACCAUUAUACAUCACCAGAACAAGAUGAUUAGGGAGCUUGAAAGACUGAGCAAGCUCUGUCAUGAUAAUUUAGUGCGACCUUUUGGAUAUGUAAUUUUUGAAGAUGUUGCUCUUUUGCUGCAUCAUUAUUUACCCAAUGGAACACUAGCACAGCUUGUUCACGGGUGUAGCAAGCAAUCUGCGUAUGAACCCGACUGGCCUACAAGGUUAUCCAUUGCCAUAGGAGUAGCAGAAGGAUUGGCUUUUCUUCAUCAUGUGGCAAUCAUCCACCUUGACAUUUCUUCAGGAAAUGUUCUUUUAGAUGCUAACUUCAGGCCCUUGGUUGGGGAGAUUGAGAUAUCAAAGCUCUUAGAUCCAUCAAAAGGCACUGCAAGUAUCAGUGCAGUUGCAGGUUCCUUUGGCUAUAUUCCCCCAGAAUAUGCAUAUACAAUGCAAGUUACUGCACCGGGAAAUGUCUAUAGCUAUGGGGUAGUAUUGCUCGAGAUCCUAACAACUCGACUACCAGUUGAUGAGGACUUUGGUGAAGGGGUAGAUUUGGUGAAGUGGGUGCAUGGAGCUCCAGCAAGAGGUGAGACUCCAGAGCAGAUACUUGAUGCAAAACUCAGCACAGUUUCGUUUGGCUGGAGGAGAGAAAUGCUGGCAGCUCUUAAGGUGGCAUUACUCUGCACAGACAGCACACCAGCGAAGCGACCUAAAAUGAAGAAGGUAGUUGAAAUGCUUCAAGAAAUAAAGCAAACUUGAUGGAAUUUUGUCAUCCAUGUUAUUUGCAUACUGAGCCUAUUGAUCGCGAUUCUGGUAAAUGGGUCAAUCUUAUGGAGAACUUUUCUAAAUAUGCAAAUUGAUUCGGAAAUUGUUGCCUAGAUGCUGAAGAGAAUUGUCUGUAAAUGUUGGUUCAAGAUUAUCUGUCUGCUUUCUAUGUAGUAAAAUGUUUAUGAACAAUGACAGAUUAAGAGCUUUUCGAGUUGGAGAGAAAAUAGGUGGUGGGUUAAUGAAAGAGUCUAAUUAGAUAUAUCUCUCCAAGAGGUUCUCUUGCAUAUUAGGUCGGCAAUUGUAACACUGAAGUUUCUGAUUUUUGAAAUUUCUGUUGGAAAUAUAUAUCAACAAUCAACUAUAGCUUCUC